This is a messenger RNA of Pisolithus orientalis, 2061 nucleotides long. RefSeq names its product CyP450 monooxygenase. The record is from RefSeq and is a predicted model, not a curated record. Lineage: Eukaryota; Fungi; Basidiomycota; Agaricomycetes; Boletales; Pisolithaceae. The transcript has 14 exons. Bases 314 to 1831 code for a protein of 505 amino acids. Gene Ontology annotation, molecular function: iron ion binding; heme binding; oxidoreductase activity, acting on paired donors, with incorporation or reduction of molecular oxygen.
ACUUCUGCUGAUUCUGGCAAGGAGUGUGGCCGAGUAAUAUCAAUCUUCCGUACACGUUCCCAUCCUGAAUAAGCAAGUCUCUCUUUUUCUCCUUCCUCCGAUACUUAAAUACUUGCGCUAGUUUCAGGGCGGAAGUGAGACUCUGAAACCACCUUACCCGUACUUCCACAUCUUUACGGUUUACCACCGCUGUAAUAACAAUGAGUCACCUGACGUUGGAUGUAUCAGAACAUGCACGUAACAACUGAGACCAUGUCUGAGAGAUGGAUGGCAUCCCAUAGCAAAUUCAGGAAGCUAUCUACGCGCUCGUGCCAUGCAAUCCGUCCAGGUUUUCUACGCGCUCCUCGCAGCAACAGUUAUCUUGGCAAUCAGAAGACAUCUGCGCAGGAGACGAGACAAUCCCGCAGGCCUGCCGCUACCACCUGGUCCUGCUCGGCUCCCCGUAGUUGGUAGCUUAUUUGCCAUCAAAGACAUAGGUUCUCAAUGGUUGACCUUUGCUGAGUGGGGCAAGAAAUAUGGCGAUCUCAUCUAUCUCGAAAUCCUCGGCAGCCGGAUUCUCGUUCUACAUUCUGAAGAGGUUGCACAAGAACUACUCGACAAACGGUCGCAAAAUUACUCUGACAGACCACAGGUCCCGAUGGUGACCUUGAUGGGUUGGGAGUUCAAUGUCGGUUUCCUACGCUAUGGAGCAUCAUGGCGCAAACAUAGGAAGGCAAUGCACCAGGCAUUAAACCCGCAGGCGAUGCUGAAUUACAGGGACAUCCAAUUGAACCAAGUUCACCAGUUAGCCCGGAAUCUCCUUGAGGUGCCAGAAAAAAUGGAGGAACAUAUAAGGACUUUCACCGCGUCGACCAUCAUGACCGUCGUUUACGGAUACAAGAUGGCUCCUCGAAACGACCUCUUUGCAUCUAUCGCAGAUCGCGCCAGCGAGAUGCUCACUAAUUCAUUCUUCCCCGGCGCUGCCUUGGUUAAUGCGUUCCCUGCUUUACGGUACCUGCCUGAAUGGUGUCCUGGAGCGGGGUUUAAGAAAUUCGCUCGCGAGUGUAGGAAACUUACCAGGGAAUUACGCGAUAAGCCUUACGAUUUCGUGCAGAAACAGAGGGCCGAGGGUAUCGCACCUCACUCUAUGGUCUCGGAAAUGAUCGAGCAUAACGAAGAGGAAGUUGUUAUCAAGUCUGUUGCAGGAACUACGUAUGCCGCUGCCGUUGAGACUUCUUCCUCUGCGCUGUCAGCUUUUGUACUGGCCAUGCUCAAGUUUCCUUCGGUGCAGAAGAAGGCGCAGGAGGAAAUCGAUCGCGUGACAGGAGGCCUAAGGUUGCCGGAUUUCACAGAUCGCCCCUCGAUGACUUAUAUCGAGGCGACGUAUCGCGAAGUGCUCAGAUGGUGUCAAGUCACCCCACUUGGUGUGCCACAUAUGACUACAGACCACGACGUCUACAACGGAUACUUCAUACCUAAGGACACGAUUGUCCUCGCCAACAUAUGGGCAAUGACGCAUAACGAGGAGAAAUACCCUGACCCGAUGAGAUUCAUGCCCGAAAGGUUCAUUGCAGAGGACGGUUCCCUUACUGACGAUAUCGGAGAAAUACAGUACGGGUUUGGCAGAAGGAUAUGUGUUGGGAAGUACCUGGCGGAGGCGUCAGUCUGGAUAGCCAUGGUUACGAUUCUUGCAGCGUUCAACGUCAACAAAGCUAAGGAUGAAUUUGGCAAUGACAUUGAUGUGGAGCCAGAGUUUACACCUGGGGUCAUCAUACACCCGAAAGCAUAUCCAUUCUCGAUCUCACCAAGGUCUCCCCAUGCUGUUGAACUGGUCCGGAAUCUGAGUUCUUAGAGAACAUGCAGUCCGGCUGCUUGGUUGUUUACAACGUGUGGGUGUACAUAUUGAAUGUGGUGUAAUAACAUACUCGUGUAGUAUCAGCGUGCGACGUCAAACAACGCAUACUCGUUAAGGUCAUACUGCGCGACCAGGAUGAACGCAGGUCAUAUCCUAAAAUACCGGGAUUAGUCGGCGGAUAGUAUGCUCAGCAAUGAAGACGUACCACCGAGGGUGGAUUUGUCGUU